AUGUCAGGCUCAAAGGUCAAAGCCGCCAAGGAUAUGGCAUUUGUUUUCGAUAUCGAUGGAGUGCUUGUCCACGGUGACCGUCUCAUUCCUGAGGGCAAGCGGACCCUGGAAAUUCUCAAUGGCGAUAACGAACUGGGCAUCAAAAUCCCACAUAUUUUCCUGACAAAUGGAUCUGGCAAGCCCGAGCAGGCUCGAGUUAAUCAGCUAUCCGCUAUCUUGGGCGCACCCAUCUCCACGGAGCAGUUCAUCCAGUCACACACUCCCAUGCGAGCGCUGGCAGAGUAUUAUAACACAGUCCUUGUGGUUGGAGGUGAAGGAUAUCGCUGCCGUGAGGUUGCAGAGCAGUAUGGAUUCCGCGACAUUGUCGUUCCCAACGACAUCGUUGCCUCCGAUCCGACCAUUGCUCCCUAUCGAGUCUUCACCGACGAGGAGCGGGCAUCAUCUCGCCCUCGCGAUUUCACCAAGGUGAACAUUGACGCCAUCAUGGUCUUCUCUGAUAGCCGUGACUACGCCACAGACAUGCAAAUCAUCAUGGAUCUGCUACGAAGCGAAGACGGCCGGCUGGGAACUGUGGCCAAAGACCCGGUGUCCCAGCGCAUCCCCAUUUACUUCUCCCAGGGCGACAUGCUCUGCCCCACUGAGCAUCCGAUCCCCCGCAUGUCUCAGGGCGCUUUCCGCAUUGGCCUGGAAGCCAUGUACAAGUCGCUCACUGGCGUGGAACUGGAGCGAGUAGUAUACGGCAAGCCCGAGCUGGCUACAUACAAGUAUGCUGAUGAGGUGAUGGCCUCCUGGAUGGAGCAGAUUCAUAACGACGAGCGGGUCCCGUCGAACAUUUACAUGGUGGGCGACAACCCGGCCAGCGACAUCAUUGGAGGCAACAUGUACGGCUGGAACACGUGCCUUGUGCGAACCGGUGUUUUCCAAGGGGGUGAGAACGACGAAGAGAAUCCCGCCAACUUUGGAGUCUUUAAGAAUGUGUUAGAAGCGGUGCAGACCGCUAUCCGCAAGGAACUGGGCAGGGACUUUGUCUUCGGCUGGGACGAGGGAGUCAACCCUAUCAAGCACGACGCGACUGUUGCUUCUGCCAUCGAAGUUUAA
This is a messenger RNA of Phaeoacremonium minimum UCRPA7, 1098 nucleotides long. RefSeq names its product putative phosphatidyl synthase protein. Bases 1 to 1098 code for a protein of 365 amino acids. The transcript has a single exon. NCBI's taxonomy places the organism in Eukaryota, Fungi, Ascomycota, Sordariomycetes, Togniniales, Togniniaceae. Gene Ontology annotation, biological process: glycerophospholipid biosynthetic process. The record is from RefSeq and is a predicted model, not a curated record. Gene Ontology annotation, cellular component: mitochondrion.